UCAAAUUCAAAUUCAAAUUCAAAUUCAAAUUCAAAUUCAAAUUCAAAUUCAAAUUCAAAUUCAAAUUCAAAUUCAAAUUCAAAUUCAAAUUCAAAUUCAAAUUCAAAUUCAAAUUCAAAUUCAAAUUCAAAUUCAAAUUCAAAUUCAAAUUCAAAUUCAAAUUCAAAUUCAAAUUCAAAUUCAAAUUCAAAUUCAAAUUCAAAUUCAAAUUCAAAUUCAAAUUCAAAUUCAAAUUCAAAUUCAAAUUCAAAUUCAAAUUCAAAUUCAAAUUCAAAUUCAAAUUCAAAUUCAAAUUCAAAUUCAAAUUCAAAUUCAAAUUCAAAUUCAAAUUCAAAUUCAAAUUCAAAUUCAAAUUCAAAUUCAAAUUCAAAUUCAAAUUCAAAUUCAAAUUCAAAUUCAAAUUCAAAUUCAAAUUCAAAUUCAAAUUCAAAUUCAAAUUCAAAUUCAAAUUCAAAUUCAAAUUCAAAUUCAAAUUCAAAUUCAAAUUCAAAUUCAAAUUCAAAUUCAAAUUCAAAUUCAAAUUCAAAUUCAAAUUCAAAUUCA
Molecule: messenger RNA, 543 nt
Organism: Bombus huntii
Lineage: Eukaryota; Metazoa; Arthropoda; Insecta; Hymenoptera; Apidae
Product: probable serine/threonine-protein kinase clkA
Exons: 1
Source: RefSeq, a predicted model, not a curated record